CGCCGCCGCCGCCCCUUGGGCACUUCGGCGGGGCCGCUGCCCGCGGCCGGGGCUGAGCGCGGCGGGAGGCGGCCGGGCCGGGCCGGCCGGGUGGAGGCACCAUGCAGGCGCGGCGCUUGGCCAAGCGCUCCAGCAUGGGCAGCCGGCGGCUGAGCGCGGCGGCAGCGCAGGUGGACGCGGUCCGGCCCCCCAAGCCCGAGAGCGCCUGGAGGCCGCCCCGGCGGGAGGGCUCCGCUGCGGCGCUGGAAGAAGAGGACGAAGACGAGGACGUGGUGGUUGAGGUGGAGGAGGAAGAGGAGGAGGAGGAGGGCGGCCUGGGGAGCGCCCCCGCGGCGCUGGCCGGCCACAGCAAGGGCCCCCUCCGGGGGAGCCUCAAGGUGCGUCCCUGGAGGGCGCGGGGCGGGGGCGGCAGAGGGGCCCGGAAUGGGGUGCGGGGCCGGUGA
Molecule: messenger RNA, 443 nt
Organism: Malurus melanocephalus (red-backed fairy wren)
Lineage: Eukaryota; Metazoa; Chordata; Aves; Passeriformes; Maluridae
Product: zinc finger protein 704-like
Exons: 1
Coding region: 102-443 (113 amino acids)
Source: RefSeq, a predicted model, not a curated record